Messenger RNA from Sorghum bicolor (sorghum), 1552 nucleotides. RefSeq names its product cinnamoyl-CoA reductase 1. The transcript has 6 exons. The record is from RefSeq and is a predicted model, not a curated record. Gene Ontology annotation, molecular function: oxidoreductase activity, acting on the CH-OH group of donors, NAD or NADP as acceptor. NCBI's taxonomy places the organism in Eukaryota, Viridiplantae, Streptophyta, Magnoliopsida, Poales, Poaceae. Bases 190 to 1167 code for a protein of 325 amino acids.
AAUUCUCAGAACCCGCCAAACCGGCCGCCUCGAUCGGCGGUCGCCUUCGCUUCCCUCUGCAGUUGACCUCACGUCUACCAUCACCCACCGUGCAAGAAGAAGAACCGCAGCGGGAGCAGGGCACUCAGCCACACAGAGAGCUGAGCCGAGCAGGGAGAAGGUGUCGGAGUCGGACGCGAGAGCAGCAGCAUGGAGGCGGCGGCGGAGAGGGGCACCGUCGUCACCGCCUGCGUGACCGGCGCGGGGGGCUUCCUGGCGUCGUGGCUCGUCAAGCUCUUGCUCUCCACCGGCCGCUACGCCGUCCGCGGCACCGUGCGGGAUCUCGGUGAUGGCAAGAAUGCCCAUCUUAUGACACUCGAAGACGCCGGCGAGAGGUUGCAGUUGGUCAAGGCUGACAUGCUGGACUACGGCAGCGUUGCGUCCGCGGUCGCCGGCUGUGAGGGUGUCUUCCAUGUCGCGAGCCCUGUCCCCUCCGGUCAACUCUCCAACCCUGAGGCAGAUGUCAUAGCUCCUGCUGUAACUGGUACACUGAAUGUGUUGAAAGCUUGCCACGAGGCAAAAGUGAAGAGAGUUGUUGUGGUAUCUUCAGUGGCUGCUGUGUUCAAUAAUCCUAACUGGCCUAAGGGCGAGGCCUUUACCGAGGAUAGCUGGUCAGAUGCAGAGUAUUGCAGAAAAAAUGAGGAAUGGUAUUUCCUUUCUAAAACACUGGCAGAACAUGAGGCUUUUGCUUAUGCAGCAAAAACUGGGCUAGACAUUGUAACUAUUUGCCCAUCAUUGGUGAUUGGACCUUUGUUGCAACCCACAGUAAAUGCAAGUGUUAAAAUCUUCCUCGGUUAUAUCAAAGGAGAUCAGGAGACAGUCAAUAAUGGAUCCAUGAAUCUAGUGGAUGUUCGUGAUGUCGCUGACGCCCUUCUGUUGGCUUACGAAAAUCCUCAGGCAUCUGGACGGUACCUCUGCUGUUCACCAGCAAUAAGAGUCUCUGAUAUUGUAAACACACUAAAGACCUCAUAUCCAACACACACUUAUCCCCAAAAAUUCGUUGAAGUGGAAGGUAGCAACACAUAUAUCACGGAGAAGCUUCGGAAGCUAGGGUGGACCUCUAGGCCUAUGGAGGAAACCCUGCGGGACAGCGUCGAUUGCUACCGAGCUUUGGGGAUCCUGAACUGAGCUUCCAUUCAGCUCUGGGCUUUGGCUGCUGCUGCUGCUGCUAUUUUCAGCUUCUUUUGGAUCUCUUCAUGUAAGCAGUGAAUCAGAAAUUUAAUUCAGAAUAAGCUGGUGUAGGAACUAGAAAAGGGGAUCGUGGGAGAUGCUGAUGCUAAGAAUGAACUUGAACACCAUCGUUUCUGAGUUUUUGUCUCUGCGUGCUUGAGGGCAAAUUAGUACUCGCAUGCUGUAACGCUUAAAUCUGGUGUCGCAGAACUGAACCAACAAUGAAGAGGUUCUGUGAAUAAAUCGAAGUACGUGGUAGACUAGCGCCAUGCUGUGAAUAACAAACGUGGUAGAACCGAACCAACAAUGAAAAGUUUCUUUGCCAAAUGUGCAAUUCCUGGUU